This is a messenger RNA of Mycena citricolor, 717 nucleotides long. The record is from the annotation of a GenBank genome assembly. Lineage: Eukaryota; Fungi; Basidiomycota; Agaricomycetes; Agaricales; Mycenaceae.
AUGCAGCUGCUGCUCCCGCUAUUGGCCGUCCUGAGUUGCGUCAUCAAGUCGCGGGGUAACACGGAAAUUGUCAACUUCCACACGGAUUCGCGGUCGGACGUACCAGCGCUUCCGCCCUCUCCACUUCUCCCAGCACCUUCCACCGCGAACUGGGUGAUACUACCCGCACAACUCGGAACUCCACGCUCCCAAAUCUGUGUAACUCAAUCUACGGAACCAUGCCCGCAUGAGCUGUGGUACACGCUCGAUCUCGACUCUUCCCAUUCGAGAUACACAUUGCGAAUUUCAUACGCCGCGUCUUUCCCCACAGACUUUUUCAUCGACAUUCUGUCUCCAGAAGAAGCCGCGGCAGUCCGAGGUCUAUGGUCCAGCACAAACAACACCUCUCCUUCGGCCGAAACGCGUAGAAGAUAUGCACGGAUUCGGGCUGUGGACACAGGCGUUCGGACACCCCAACUGGUUCCCUUCUGGCCAUAUUCUGUUUGGACAGGCCAUGUGGCGCUGUCGGCGGCGGGAACAACAUCAGUCCCGUUUACUCUUACGCUAGAACCUUUGCUUUUGGGCGCUCUACCUGCUGGCCUCGUUCCGUUCCUGUUCGUCGCAGCCGUUGUCUUGGGUGUUCUCAUUUGGGGUGUGCUGCCACCUGUCCUUAAGGCCAUACAGAGUGCUGCGGAUGAUGUGAACCGAGACGUGAGGGCCGAUAAGAAGUCUAAAUAG